GUUCUUCCUCGCUUCUUCUCCAAAGCCUUCACAACUUUUCAAACAUCUCUCUAUAAAAACUCCAUUUAAAAAAAAAAAAUAGUAAUAUCUUAACUAUUCUUUGGGAUUCAGAAGCAUGAAGAGCUUACUGUCUUUUCAAGCUGUUGUCCUGUUUCUACUAUUAGCCGGCUCGGAGCUAGCCUCGGGUCAAACCGACACCAGAAAUGAGCAGUAUAGUUACGGAAGCGGGCUAAGUCCCGCCAUGGCUGUAGCGAUUGUUGUCGUGAUCGCUAUCCUCUUCUUCAUGGGGUUCUUCACCGUCUACCUCCGCCGCUACACGGGCGCAGUCGACGGCAGCGUUAAUAAUCCUAGAGUAGGAGCGACGAGAGUGGCGCACGCGACGGCGCGUGGUCUCGACGCGUCGGUGAUCGAGACGUUCCCGACGCUCGUGUACUCGGAAGUGAAAACGCAGAAGAUCGGGAAAGGUGCGUUGGAGUGCGCGAUUUGUCUGAACGAGUUCGAGGACGACGAAACGCUGCGUUUGCUUCCUAAAUGCGAUCACGUGUUCCACCCUCACUGUAUCGGAGCUUGGCUUCAGGGUCACGUGACUUGUCCGGUUUGCCGCACGAAUCUCGCCGAACCGGUCGAACCGGAAGUAGUAACCGAAAUUGAUAUCGAGUCGCAGCAAUCGGUGGUGGUUCCUGAACCGGCGGUGGAGCUCGGCGGGAGUGUUGCUACUACAAGUGUCAAAUUCUCGAGGUCGCAUACGACGGGGCAUUCGGUGGUAUUACCUGGAGAAUGUACCGAGCGGUUUACGUUAAGGUUACCGGAAGAUUUAAGGAAGAAGAUAAUGGCGAGUUGGAAGAUGAACCGGUCGAAUAGUCUAUUGGUUCUACCGAGGGGAGGAAGCUCUAGAAGUGGUAAACCGGUUGACCGAUCAAGGGCUCGGUCGGACCGGUGGUUGUUCCGCAAAACACAAUCGUUUAUGUGGAGGAGCCGGGACGAUGGUUCAAUUAGGCUAGGUGGUACAGGUAGCAUUAGAGCAGUAACCAGUCCGACCGGUGAUACGGUACGAACAGACCGGUGGAAUUUUCUAAGAAACCCGUCGUUUAUGUGGAGGAGUACACCGGUUCCUUCGCCAAGAAUUGAAGUUAAUAAGGACGGUGAAGGAACAUCAUCGGUUUAAGUUCAACAUACCGGUACAGUUGGUUUAGCUAGCGGUACUGUUAGGUUGCCGGUUUAAUUGGUUAAGAACUCUUUUUCUAUCAGAACUACGAUAGAUUUGUGUCCAUUGCAUUGUUCAUACAAUAGAUUUUGUGUGCAUUGCAUUUUGUUCAUACAAUAUAUUUUACGCAAUUCUUUAAUUUUAUUUAUCUUUUCUGGUAAUAUAUUAAAUGUCAAUAGACUCAGUCCCAUGGACAAGGAGACUGUUUUAUUGUAUUUUGUGCUUUUCUUCAUAAAGAAAAUCGACUUUUGUAACAUCUCCUUUAUUCAUAUAUUUUUGUUUACUUUCUUUA
Brassica napus (rape) is the source of this 1496-nucleotide messenger RNA. RefSeq names its product E3 ubiquitin-protein ligase ATL31. Bases 116 to 1165 code for a protein of 349 amino acids. The record is from RefSeq and is a predicted model, not a curated record. The transcript has a single exon. Lineage: Eukaryota; Viridiplantae; Streptophyta; Magnoliopsida; Brassicales; Brassicaceae.